AUGAAGACUUUCAUCGUAUUCGCUAUGUGCUUGGCUGCGGCGCUGGCCCUCCCAGCUGAUACCUACAAUCCUGAAUAUGAUAACUUCAAUGCUAAAGAACUGGUGGAGAACACACGACUUCUGAAAAACUAUGGCAAAUGCUUCCUUGAUCAGGGCCCAUGCACGCCUGAGGGUUCGGACUUUAAAAAAACAAUUCCUGAAGCCCUUCGUACAACAUGCGCUAAAUGCACACCGAAACAACGCGAACUUAUCCGCACCGUAGUUCGCGGCUUCCAGAAGGACUUGCCAGAACUCUGGUCAGAGCUUGUCAAGAAAGAAGACCCUAAGGGAGAAUACAAAGAAUCCUUCGAAAAAUUCCUUAACGGCUCUGAUUAA
Danaus chrysippus (African queen) is the source of this 375-nucleotide messenger RNA. NCBI's taxonomy places the organism in Eukaryota, Metazoa, Arthropoda, Insecta, Lepidoptera, Nymphalidae. The record is from the annotation of a GenBank genome assembly.